ACACACACACACACACACACACACACACACACACACACACAUAUUUAGUGUUUCUCCAAUAAAUGAAAUUCCAGAGAUCAUCCAUAUUAAUAUUUUUUAGGGUUUGAAGAAAUUGGUGAUGAUAAAUAAUAAUAACCCACUAAUCUGUAAUUUUUUCUAAAUUUUAAGACUCAGAUAAAAAGGUAAAGAAACAAAAUAUAAAAAGUUACUUGUAGUUUAUCCAAGAGAAGCACAGUUUCAAGGCAGUCAGCAGCCAAAAUUAUAAACUCCAUGUGACCUUUUGAGAUGCAAAUCCUGGAAGUGAAAUAUGAUACUUUACGCUCAUUCACCUCAGCUGACAUACUCAACGGCAGAAAGGUUUUUGUAUCAGUGUGUUUCAGUGUGGGAGGAUCCGGUACCGAGUCCAACAGCUAUCUCAUCUUUGGCUCUGGAACAAAGCUCUAUGUAACAGAUAAGCCAACAGUGAAGCCGGAGGUGACCGCUUACACAGCAGCAAACAGCACCAGCCUCGGGGGAAAGAGCGCUCUGGUGUGUCAGGCCUCAGGAAUGUUUCCUCCUCUGGUCCGAUUCUCCUGGAAAAGAGAGAAGAACGGCCGGCUGGAGGAUCUGCCCCCUGCUGAGGCAGAGCAGCUGGAAAUCAAAGAGCCAGGACGCGUCACUGCCAUCACGGUGCUCGAUCAGGGUAAUAUCUACUCAUAUAAAUACCACUGCGAAGUCAACCAUGAGAAAGGCAAAGUGACAGGCCAAAACAAAAUAGAGAUUAGAGGACCUUCUCCUCCCCCACUGCCUCCCCCACGCUGGUUUAAAGAGAGGCUGCUGUGUCUGAUGUACACAGUGCUGAUAGCGAAGAGUCUGGCGUACUUCUGUGGACUCUCUCUGCUCGGGAUCAUGAGAAAGACGGGACGUUCAACCAACAGCACACCUGCUAACUGACUGUCUUUAAACAGCUUUUAUGUCUCAAUCACAUCUGUUAAAAUUAAACUUCCGCUAUAUAUACAUGAUGAAUUUAUGCUACUGACAAACUUGAAAUGUUCACUGUCUACACUUGCAUUCGAGUGACAUAUUCCUUCAAAAUGAAUGUGAUUUAUUGUACAUAAUUAGAGUUUUGUAUACAGUUGUCCUCAUUAGAAAACUCACUGUCAUCUAUCAAACACAUAAAACAGAAGCUGUUGUUCAUUUGUAAAAAUAAAAAAACUUUGCGUAUGUUCGCAGUUCAACA
This is a messenger RNA of Oreochromis aureus, 1219 nucleotides long. Its product is annotated as immunoglobulin lambda-1 light chain-like. The record is from RefSeq and is a predicted model, not a curated record. The coding region runs from base 286 to 933 and encodes 215 amino acids. Lineage: Eukaryota; Metazoa; Chordata; Actinopteri; Cichliformes; Cichlidae. The transcript is spliced from 3 exons.